Fusarium verticillioides 7600 is the source of this 6117-nucleotide messenger RNA. RefSeq lists its product as hypothetical. Bases 2463 to 3149 code for a protein of 228 amino acids. The record is from RefSeq and is a predicted model, not a curated record. NCBI's taxonomy places the organism in Eukaryota, Fungi, Ascomycota, Sordariomycetes, Hypocreales, Nectriaceae. The transcript is spliced from 3 exons.
UGAUUGGCCAAGCGACAUCGCAAUGUAUCGACUUCCCAUGUCCCAUGGCUGGGUCUGUUAAGAACAAACUAAACUACCAGUCUACCACUGCCCUGGGAAACAUCCUGGCACGGACGGUCUCUAACAAACCUAACAAACCUAACGUCCGUCCGUCCCGUCACAACCACCAAACCUUUUUUUCUGUAACCUCAUGUUCCAUCUAAUUUUCUUCGCUUUUCAUGGACCCCUGACGUCGAGCUUCUCUGACCCCUGCUGAGAAAGUUGUGUCCGCCGCAACCCUGAACAAGUCAAUUCUUAGGAUCGUCCUUCCCCCUCCCAUAUCGUUGUCCUCCACUAUUAUCAGCUAUCACUCACUAUCAGCCAAGAUCUGGCAACUCAAGCCGAUCAUAUGGUGUCUUCUCUCAAUCAAUGCCAAGCUAGGUUAAAGGUUAUAGACUAUACUGUGUCUUCAUCACAAACAUAGCACUCCACGCUUCUCAGGUCGUCCUUUUACCAUAGCCAGAAUCUAAACAUACCUAGGUAGUUAGAGAACACUUCCCUCCAUGUGGGAUGUCACAACGUCAGUUCCAUCACCCGACAUGUUCGCCCCGUUAGCGAAUGCUAGGUAGCAACAACUGGGACCCAUCUCUGCCCGGCCCCAGAACAGCAUCCACCAAGCCAACAUCAUCCCAGCAGUGUCAAUCUAAUGAGACGGCUGACGGUGAUUGAUGUGGAGGCGUAUGGCUCCUCACCCAAUUCGACAUGAUCAAGUGUCCCGGCCACGAAUCAUGAUGAUGAUGAUGAUGAUGAUGGGGAGGGGCAUCAAGUGUUCCCCUCACACGCCAGGUAUAGCCGUGAUGGUGUUAGACCAAGCCAAAAGCUCGGGGAACCCCUUACUAUAGCAAGGUCUUGCUAUGGUAUAUGACUGACUAACAGAUGGUAUGCAUCUUUUAGCUGCAUUUCUCAGCAGUUGGUGCACUCAUUCGUGGUUGUUCUGGUUUAUAGGGCAGGGAUAAGUUGGUUCAAAUCACUCAUGAACCCCCCUCGUUGCAGGUGUCAACACCAAUUAACUGUCUGGCUCUGUUUCGAGGAUCUUACGUGGAGGACAUGGCCAGCACAUAUGCUCUUCCUCAUGCCAAAGAAAGGCUCAGCAGUGCAACUAACGAGGCUUCCGCCCCAAUGAUUCCUGUUAUCCGGUUCCGCUUCAUAGACUAUCAUGCGCAGUAAGUCUAGAAGCAAUCAACAACAGCUGAUCUUAGCGCAAGGAGAUGUCCUAUUGCUCGUGUGUCUCUGUUCUGUUAUCUGAAAAGAGCAGUUCGAACUUAGUUGAGCAAAGCUUUCAACAUCUCCAACCCAACCUUGGAGCACAUGUCACAAGUUAAUAAACGGACCCUUGGAAUGUCCGUGUGUCUGGGGUUGAGUUGAUAGAGCGGAUGGGUUGAGCUGUCUAGCCCAAGCACUUAGCUAGCGUAGCAUCUGCUUUUGACAGCAUCUACGAUUCUACGGAGUAUUCCAUGUGGUAACAGGAAUGGAUGAGUCCGCUGUAACGCAUGAAAUUGCGGCUUGUCAUGUUAGGAAAUUGCCAGCCGCUCUUUAUUUCAUUUCGGUCGGUUGCUACGUUGGUGGUAUAUCGCUGUUUGGUUCUUGUAUCUUCGGAAUUUCCGUUGAUAUCUGGUGAACCCCACCUAUUGCUCACCAUAAGAACCAGCCAGCUUCAUACCAAAAGUCUACUGCAACACCAGCCUUUUUGAAACAUUGAUCAUGACUCGUUGCCCGAAGGAAGCCGGUCGUCUAUCGCGGCGAUAAAGAAUAUGUAUGUAGGCGUAGGCCAUGCUUGGACACCGUCUUGAUCUUGGCCCUUGCUCAUAAGACACGUCACAUUUCGGUGCCUUGAGUCCUUGUCACUGACCGAUUGAUACCAGGACGGGAACUGAUAGUCAUUUUUGCGUCAUGUACUAACAAAUGAAAGAGAGAGAGGAGAAAACCCUUCCUGCGAAUAGUCCAGAAGAGGAUCCAAAAGAGAGAAGAGUAAACAAGAGACGUCAUGCCAGGGUUGCUCCGCUUAAGACUUGAGCUCCUAAUCUAUCUCUGUCGCUAGCUCACAGUUGCAGUCGCAAAUAAAACGCCGGUUCCUCGUCAACUUUGAAUUCCCGUCCAGGGCCAGAUCCUUCGAGUUGAAUGAUUGGCCUCGGCCAAGCUCUCCCUGGCCAUCCCCCACCUAGUUUGUGCAUCCAAAGCAUGUGCUGGUAAUGCUUCUGAUUGGACUGUACGUCCCGGUUGAUGGGAGGCUCCGGAGUCAUGGAGCUCCAAGUUCCACUACAACCUGAACUUCCUGCGAUUACCGGCAAGUUCUAAUCCGGGGGCUAUAACGCACUUACAACCUCAAAGAGGCUUUUAAUCUUCGAAACUGCAACUAUUUGAUAGUCCUUGCUCACCGACUCGCCGUAUUCGCUAAAAUUUUGUUGCCCUUGGACGCUAUCAGCAUGACUUACCACGCCGAAGACUUGGUAAAGCUGCAGCAGUAUUCCGCUUGUGAUAUCUCAGACGCACUCCUCAAGUUAAAGGUUCCCGGCGCCGGCUUUGUUGCCGAUCUGAACCUAUACAGCUCUCCUGAAGGUGAUGCAACAUCGGUUACCGUUGCUCCAGUUUCAACAGUUCUCUUCGCCUCCAAGGGACAGGAUCUCCUAGAAACACAAAAGAAUAUACCUGAGGGAACGCAUUGGGCCGAUCUGACGGAACCAGGAAGCAUUGUGGUUCUCAAGCAGCCCGAUGGUCAAAAGAAUGCUGUUUGUGGUGGGAUCAUGGCAGUUCGCAUGAAGGUGUGCCAAGCCAAGGGCAUUGUUGUAGCUGGGCGAGCCAGAGAUAUAGCGGAACUAAAGAGUACUUCCUUACCGAUUUGGGCUCGAGGGUUGUCCACUGUUGGGGUCGGUGGAGGGAGCGUGCCCUGGGCGAUCCAGGUACCUCUCGACGUUGAUGGAACCCUCGUCUCUCCUGGCGACCUUGCAUUUAGCGAUCCAAUCAACGGGGUGGUGGUCAUUCCUCAGAACAAGGUUUCUGAGGUCCUCGAAUUGCUGCCCAAGCUGACAGCGGCUGAUGAAAGGGUCAAGGAAGAUGUGCUCAAAGGUGCAACGGUUUUUGAGUCCUUCAAGCUUCAUCGAAGCAAUCUUUGAACAAGCUCCGUCAUAGGGCAUAAAGAAUACAAGACUACGGCCUUGGACAAAGGUCUCCAUGAAAACAACGGCACAGCGUACGGUGGCUGGCUGGUUCUGAGCGUCACAUAAGCUGUACAUCACGGGACCACGUGAGAUCUACAAGGAGUUUGUAUCAAGUAACCCGAAGCACGGAUGGAUGGGCCAACAAUACAGUUUUUUGUGUCAUCAGUUCAUUAACAUGCCAUCAUCAAAGUAGGAUCUCUACCAUGACUUCCAAACAACCAACAAUCAACCUUAGCUCCAGACCAACAAGGAAAUACAUGCAAGAAACAAAUGCUGGCACUUCAAGAUUUGCCAUUUCAUCACAGCCACAUAUCCUUCUCCUUACUCGGAGUGGAUGCCUUAUCCAAGCCAAAAUCGAGCUUCGGCAUCUCAAGCUUUGGCGCCGCCUCGACCGGUUUCUUCUGACCACCUCCAGUUUUCUUUGGUGAAGCCCGAGCGUCAGGGGGCGGCCCGUAUCGCACAUCCUUGACAUCCCAACCAUCCUCGGCCGCCGCUCCGACCCAUGUCCGAAGCCCGUCAUGCACACUUCCAUAAAACUUCUCUUUGCAGAGUCGUAGGCUACCACCAAGGCAUCGCUCCCAUCCCGAGAUUCGGAACUGUGCGCGGAGAGUGUUGCGCUCCUCUUGUGUCGGUGUGCAGGCCAAGAUGGCGUUCAUGAGAUCGAGAUGAGAAGCCAGGUAGUUGGUCGCAUCCCAUUCGACUCCGCCCACAUAUGGUGCUGCUGGGACCGGGGGUCGCUCUUGAGGGAAAUGUCGAAGCAUGUAACUGUACGGACCAGGGGCAGGGUCACACGUCGAGGGGCGGUCCGAAGGAAGGGAUACAACGUUGACGUUGUGAAGGAAGAUCCAGAAUACUUCCUUAGUGACGCUAACAACCUCCUUGCCCCAAACGCGGUAUGGCCUUUCUUGUCUCAUCUCUAGGACAAAUGGCAAUGGGCGCUGGUCCUCCUUUGGCUCGGGAUCUCUGAGGUGUGCGAGAAUGCUCUGGGCUCUUAUGACCCGUUCGGCUGGUGCAGCAGACUCAACAUACGUGAACAAGACAGAUGUUAUGAUGUUACGAGUGGUAACUCGCUGGGACCCUUCUUCUCUGGGUCGAAGAGCAUAUGUAGGAGCUUGGGAAAUAGAUCGCUCUGGAUCGUGUGAAGGUAUUGCAUGGCCCGAGCUGUCGUCGACAACGCCUUUAGGCAGAGAAGAUUCUCGUGGAGCAGUGCAUCUUCAUGCUCCUCCCUAUCAAUCGUUAGUCGCGUUUGUGGGAAAACAUCUUGAAUUUGACUUACCUCCAUUCAACCUCCAUGAUGCGGUUGAGCAGACCUACAAUUUCCUUCAUGCCGCCUUGCUGAAUAAAGUCCUCGAUCCAUGCCACUGUCUCGUUCCUGAGAAGCAGUCGUAGCUUGUGAACUUUGCCGACCUCGACAAGUUCUGGUUUUUGAACCUUUCUGAGAUAGGCCACAUAAUCGCCUGGGCCUUGGUUGAGCUUAAUCUUGGAGAGGAUUCCAGAGUUGGAUACGGAGCCGCUGGAUCCAGGAGGCCCUUCGCUGACUACGCUGUCGGUGGACUUGCUUCUGAAAUGACGACCUAGUGUCCCUUCGCCCUUUGACUUUUUGAUGGGAGAGCUUGGCUCCUUUGAUUCCUUUCUUCCUCGUGAGAGGGUAAAACUCUUGCCUCGUGAUCGCUUCUGUUUCUCCUCAUUUUGCGCGCCGGCUUCCAUGACCAAGCCGCUGUUGGCGCUGUCUGUUGAGCAUGAUCUCUCUGUACGAGAAGCUUGUGAUUCGGCCCAGUCCUGGCGGAUAAACUCCAUCUUGAUGGUGUCGCUCAGGUUCCUCAUCUUGUACCUCUGAUUCUCUGGAAUGUUUCGUCGGUCUAACAUGGCUUCAAGAUGCUUGUCAAUAUCCUUAGGGUCAAGUACUGCCUCGGUCGGUUCAGGGACAACUGAUGUCGAUUUGGAUCGGCUAUGGUUGAAUGUAGUGAAGACGCUCAAGACCUUACCUCGACCGCUCUUACUCUUGGCCUCAGUUGAGUCUUUUGAUCCCUUUCGGGAAUCAUUUGAAGGGCGUGCCUUGGUUGGUGAGGGGGGUGGUUCCAUUCUUCCCAGCAUGGGAUGGUACGAUUUUGGUCGCUCCUUGACGGCGACUCGACUGCCAUUAUAAAGAUCCUGAGCACUUGGUGCCCGUGCUUCGUCCAUACUACGGCGUGUGCUUUGGGCUGGUUCGAUGUUCGGUCGAGAGGCAAACUGAGAAUAAAUGGGUGUCGGUGCAGGGUCCGCUGCAGGUUCUUCGGGAGUUCUGUUUUCCUUGUCCUUGGAUGAAUUGACAUUGUCGUCGGAUCCGAACCUGCCCAAGUUUCGCAGCGUCUUGGGCUUGAGCAGACCAGCCAGGUUAGUUGUUGACUUUGGUCGCUUCGGCUUGGUGGGCGAGGGAUCGCGAGAUUUCGAGCUUUUGGCUUCUUUGCCGGGUGCUGUUAUGAUGGUGAAGUUGCCAAAGCUGCUCUUGGUCGGGGACUGUGAUCGGCCUCGGUCUUGUCGCCUUGAGAAGCGUCCGGAGGACUCUUGCUGGUUGUAUUGUAGCUCUGCCAGUGCCCCCGGAUUGGAGUAAUUCUCAAAAGCCAUGAUCUUGGGCUGUAUAGGAGAGACAGGGCCAUCAAACGGGGCUUGGAAUGAAUGGGUAUCAGUGGAAGCCUGACGACGAUGCAUGAAGCCCUCGAGGAUGGAAGAUUUGGGCCGUGGUCUUCGACCGGCGUCGAAGCUGUUUACGUCGUUUGUAUUCAUGGUGUCGAGCCACGAUGUCCGUGGUUAUAUGAGAGCUGCUAAGUAGCUUUCGCCCCGGGCGUCACAACGAUGUAGAAAUGAAGAUGUAAAACAACUGGUAAUGAACAAAACUAAGUCUCACACCAACUGUUGAGAAUAAGAAACCAACUAAGACUGCGAA